AUGAAGACAAUGAUGAGCACUUUUUCAAAUAUUUCUCAUAACUUUAGAGUUACCUGUAAAUCUGAAUAAUCAAUAACCCCUUAACGAGUGCCUUAUAAGUAAUUGUAUUUAUUUGCAUUUUUAGUGGAGGGUCGUAAUAAAAUUGUUUAUCUAAAAAAUCAUAUACUAGCAAUAAUUUAAUAGAAAGUGUUUUAAUUGAGUACAAGUAGCUUUGUGCAUGGGUAAUUAGAGAAAUAAAUUUGAAAAUAGAUCAUAAUUAAAUGAUUAGUAAUAUAAAUAGGCAAUUAUUUUAAUUUGAAAGGUUUUUAGCAAAAAAACUAGAUGGUUAUGGUUAAGAAAUAUAAGCAUUAAAAUUGGUUCAUUAAGAACAUCAAUCUACAAUUCAUAAAUUAAGUUCUACAAAUUUAGAUUUGAAAAAUAAGUUAAAAUAAAUCUCAAAUAAUAGUAAUGAUGAUUAAAUUUCAAAUGCUCCUUUAAAGAAAAGAUAAAACUAUUCAAUAGAAUUAAUAACAAAAUAACCAUUAAGAAAUACAAGCUAUUCUUUAUAAGAGCCUAAUUGUGAUAAAGAAAAUAGAGAAACAUUCCAAAAAAAAAAGUCUUUGAAACCUAAGUUUAAAAUUUGA
This is a messenger RNA of Paramecium sonneborni, 623 nucleotides long. The record is from the annotation of a GenBank genome assembly. Lineage: Eukaryota; Ciliophora; Oligohymenophorea; Peniculida; Parameciidae.